Messenger RNA from Asparagus officinalis (garden asparagus), 1437 nucleotides. RefSeq lists its product as uncharacterized. NCBI's taxonomy places the organism in Eukaryota, Viridiplantae, Streptophyta, Magnoliopsida, Asparagales, Asparagaceae. The record is from RefSeq and is a predicted model, not a curated record. The transcript is spliced from 4 exons. The coding region runs from base 739 to 1404 and encodes 221 amino acids.
CACCCUGCACACCCGUAAGAUUAGAGAUGCCCGCUCGCUGCACCAAUGAAGCAAUCUGCUUGCAUGCCAUGGAAAUACUUGAUAGCACAAUGAUGCUGCAGUCUCAACAGCAGCGCAAUGAACUCUCGCAGCACUGUGCUGUGCGAUUCUCUUUGGUGAUAACAGAAUUGCUUGAGAGUCGAGAGAUCAACUGGGAGGAGGUGAGUUUAGAGAGGAGUUGGGUUGAGAUUGUGGCAGUGGCCAUGGAUGUGGAGUUCGUUGAUGGUCAGAGCUCGUGUGAUGCUCUGCUUCCUUUUUUUUGUCUUGGAAGUUUUGGUUCUGUACCGGUGCCGUCUUGGAAGUUUUGCUUCCUGUUGUUUGUUGGGCCUAUUUGACGAUAUCAAGUAAUUUGGCCUGGUUAGGCCCAAUUACUGAUGCGCAUGAGGGAACAUGGCGUAAGUAACCAGCGAACGCAAAUCCAAUAGAGACCGUGUCAGUUCGAACACGACGAGCACCACGAUCUCUAUGGAUUGUAUUCAUCGUAGGGAAUAGCUGUAACUAUUAGAUAUAUGAUCUAAAACAAAGAGAACACAAGUCCGUACGUAUGUUUAUCUUACCAAUUAAAGUCCUAGAUUAUCGGCCUCUCCUAAAUUUGGAUGCCUUCAUACAAGGCAAACCUCUUCAUCUCCUUAACAAAAGGCUCCCUCUUUCCCCUCCCAUUCCUUCUAAAACCAAGGAACAAAAUCACAAAAUCUAAGGAUGAAAUUGCACAAAGAGAGCCCGAACACGAUGGCUAGUAUGCCCUUGGUCCUCACCUUCUCCCUCUUUCUCUUCAUCCCAUCGACAUGUGCUAGUGUAAUAUGUGAGGAUUUGCCACAAGAUCAAUGUGCAUUUGCCGUCUCCUUGUCGUCAAAAAGAUGCGUCUUGGAGAGCUAUCGACGUGAUGACGGACGAACGGAGUACAAAUGUCAGACGUCAGAGAUUGGCGUCGGGAGAAUCUUCGAUCAUGUUGAGAGUGACCAGUGUAUAAGAGAUUGUGGAGUUGAAAGGAAUUCGGUGGGAAUUUCAUCCGAUGCGCUGCUUGAGCCUCAGUUCCUGGAUAGAUUAUGCUCCCCGGAGUGCUUUCAGCAUUGCGCUAAUAUUAUUGAUCUCUAUUAUAAUCUUGCAGCUGGUGAAGGAAUACAACUUCCAGACCUCUGCCAUGUUCGUUGGUCGGACCCUAAUCAGGCAAUGACUCAGCUUCGGAGCUCCGGCGCUGCACCUGGCCCAUUUCCUAGCCCAAAGCCUAGUCCAUCUAUUGCUCCUGCUCGUGCUCUAGUUGCUGGCCCAACGUUCACCCCAUCGCCUACCUUUUCUGUUCCUGCUCACGAUCCAGUCAACAGCCCAGGGCCCACCUCAAGAAGAAGUUUACGAGACCGUAUAUAGGGGAUCCAGUCAACAACCCAGGGCCCACCUCAA